AUUACUCUCCAAAACCAAGUUGAAAACAAGAUAUGAAGAAGCUUUCUCUUUACGCUUGUUUACUCACUUUGAGUCUGCUGAUUUUUCUUCCCCAUAUCAAAGCAAGUCAAGCUAAUAAACUUGAUGAGUUGAUCCUAUCUAGGAGCUCACAUAAUCCUCCUGUGACCCUUUCUUGGGCAGAGGAAGAUGCAUUGAAAAUGCAUUCUGCUGCUUAUGUUGCGCCCCAAGAGGGACUAAGGCAAGCUGACAAGAUUGUCACACUGCCUGGCCAGCCACAUGGGGUGAACUUUGACCAAUAUUCAGGCCAUGUCACAGUUGAUCCAAAGACUGGAAGAUCACUUUUCUAUUAUUUUGUUGAGUCUCCACAUAACUCUUCAGCUAAACCUUUAGUAUUGUGGCUCAAUGGAGGACCAGGUUGUUCCUCAUUGGGGUAUGGGGCAUUUGAGGAGCUGGGACCCUUUAGAGUCAACUCUGAUGGCAAAACACUAUUUCAUAACAAAUAUGCUUGGAAUGAAGUGGCAAAUGUGCUGUUCUUGGAAUCCCCUGCUGGAGUGGGCUUUUCCUACUCAAACACUACCUCUGACUAUGAUCGUUCAGGAGAUAAGUCUACUGCAAAAGAUGCCUAUGUUUUCCUGAUCAAUUGGCUAGAGAGGUUUCCAGAGUACAAAACCCGCAAGUUUUACAUAACUGGAGAGAGCUAUGCUGGCCAUUAUGUGCCUCAGCUUGCAUACACUAUUUUGGUGAACAAUAAAUUCAGUCAACAAAGCAUUAACCUCAAAGGCAUUGCUAUAGGGAAUGCUUUGAUUGAUGAUGUUACAACUAUCAAGGGGAUAUUUGAUUACUUUUGGACUCAUGCUUUGAACUCAGAUCAAACACAUCAUUUGAUUAAGAAGUAUUGCGACUUCACUUCGGAAAAUAUUUCAGCAGCAUGUAUUAAUGCAACAAUAAGUUCCAUACUUGAGAAAGGAAGCAUAGACUCCUCUAACAUCUAUGCUCCACUGUGUUAUGACUCUUCUCUGAAAAAUGGAUCUACUGGUUCUGUAUAUGAUUUUGACCCGUGUUCUGCCUACUAUGUGGAAGCCUAUCUAAAUAGGCCAGAGGUCCAAAAAGCUCUUCAUGCAAAACCCACAAAUUGGACCCAUUGCAGCGGCUUUGACUGGAAGGACAGCCCAACUACCAUCCUACCCAUCAUUGAGUAUCUCAUUGCUAGCCACAUUAAAUUGUGGAUAUACAGUGGUGAUACAGAUGCAACGGUCCCAGUCACAUCUUCCAGAUAUUCAAUCAACACCCUGAGGCUCCCUAUUCAGGUUGAUUGGCAUCCAUGGUAUUCUGGAAAUGAGGUUGGAGGAUAUGUGGUGGGAUACAAAGCAGUGACGUUUGUUACAGUAAGAGGAGCAGGACAUUUUGUUCCAAGCUGGCAACCAGCCCGAUCUUUGACCAUGAUCUCAUCAUUCCUCUCUGGAACCCUGCCUCCUGCUUCACCAUACGAUGGAUUCUAAGUAUGAAGUUGAUUUAAAAGUUAUUGCCUUGAGAUGAAGGUUGUGCAAUAGCUACUUGUUGGACUAUAGUAAUAACAGUUUUAUUAAUAAGGUUCCGUAGCAUCUAAAUGUACUGCUAAGUUUCAUAGGGGAAGAAUAUUUAUCACACUUUGUAUUUUUUAUGAAAGGAAUGUAUCUUAUCUUAACAUUUUCUUAAUAAAAAAUUUCAGUUUGCAUAAAAACUUUUUAUAUAUCAA
This is a messenger RNA of Glycine soja, 1735 nucleotides long. Its product is annotated as serine carboxypeptidase-like 40. Gene Ontology annotation, molecular function: serine-type carboxypeptidase activity. NCBI's taxonomy places the organism in Eukaryota, Viridiplantae, Streptophyta, Magnoliopsida, Fabales, Fabaceae. Gene Ontology annotation, biological process: proteolysis. The transcript is spliced from 8 exons. The record is from RefSeq and is a predicted model, not a curated record. Bases 33 to 1499 code for a protein of 488 amino acids. Gene Ontology annotation, cellular component: vacuole.